Molecule: messenger RNA, 4072 nt
Organism: Dromaius novaehollandiae (emu)
Lineage: Eukaryota; Metazoa; Chordata; Aves; Casuariiformes; Dromaiidae
Gene: GALK2
Product: galactokinase 2
Exons: 10
Coding region: 234-1610 (458 amino acids)
Biological process (GO): carbohydrate phosphorylation; galactose metabolic process
Cellular component (GO): cytoplasm; cytosol
Molecular function (GO): galactokinase activity; ATP binding
Source: RefSeq, a predicted model, not a curated record
CCCGCGCCCCGCCGAGCCCCGCCGGCCGUGGCCGCCCCGCCCGGGCGCAGUGUGCGGAGCUUCUCCCUCCGGGGACGAGGAGCCGACGCGGCGGGGCCGGCGCUGCCUCCGGGCCCGCGGCGGGCGGAGCGGGGCGGGCCGGGCCGCGCCGCCGGCCCCGCCGCCCGGAAGGGGCGUCCGCCCGCCCCGUGGCCGCCGCCGCCGCCGCCGCCGCCGCCGCCUGGGGAGCCGCCAUGGCGGCCGCCGCCCCCGCCACCCUGCCCGUGCAGCUGGCGGAGCAGCCCAGAUUGCUGAAGCUGAAGGAGAUGUUUGUAUCAAAAUUUGGAUCAGCUCCCAAGUUUUAUGUUCGUGCACCAGGGCGAGUCAACUUAAUAGGAGAACAUAUAGACUACUGUGGUUAUGCUGUGCUCCCUAUGGCUAUAGAACAAGAUAUACUGAUUGCAGUAGAACCUGUGAAAACACAAGUUGUGCAACUGGCCAAUACAAAUUCUUCGUACUUGGAUUUCAGUACCAGCGCUAAUAACAUUGAGAUUAACAAAACCAAACCACUAUGGCAUAACUAUUUUCUAUGUGGACUGAAGGGUAUUCAGGAACAUUUUGGUCUUAAUAACCCAACUGGAAUGAAUUGUCUGCUAGAUGGAACUAUCCCUCCAAGUUCUGGUCUCUCUAGCUCCAGUGCUUUGGUGUGUUGUGCAGGACUCGUGACAGUAAGAGCUAAUGGAAAAACCCUCUCUAAGGUGGAGCUUGCAGAAAUUUGCUCAAAGAGUGAACGUUAUAUCGGCACAGAAGGUGGAGGAAUGGACCAAUCAAUAUCUUUUCUGGCGGAAGAAGGAACUGCCAAGUUGAUAGAGUUCAGUCCUCUAAGGGCAACUGAUGUUAGACUUCCAAGUGGAGCAGCGUUUGUUAUUGCUAACAGUUGUGUUGAAAUGAAUAAAGCAGCAACUUCUCAUUACAAUAUUAGGGUAAUGGAGUGUCGUCUGGCUACAAAGCUUCUCUCAAAGUCAAAAGGCUUGGACUGGAAAAAAAUGUUGAAACUCCAAGAUGUGCAAGUCAAGCUAGGAGUUAGCCUAGAGGAAAUGCUGACCAUUGUCGAGGAGGUAUUUCACCCUGAGCCUUACAGCACAGAGGAAAUUUGUAAAUACCUGGGAAUUAGCCUAGAGGAGUUCCGCACUCAGAUCCUUAGUCAAAACACACAAGAUGUUUCCACCUUUAAGUUAUACCAGCGUGCUAAGCAUGUGUAUGGUGAAGCUGCCAGAGUGCUGGAAUUUAAGAAGAUAUGCGAUGAAGCACCUGCCAAUGCAAUCCAGCUGCUGGGAGAAUUAAUGAACCAGAGCCAUAUCAGCUGCAAGGAAAUGUAUGAAUGCAGCUGUCCUGAACUGGACCGGCUGGUGGACAUCUGCCUGCAAUUUGGGGCCAUUGGGUCACGCCUGACUGGAGCUGGAUGGGGCGGCUGCACUGUAUCAAUGGUGCCUACUGACAAGCUGAAUAAUUUCCUAAAAAAUGUAGAAAAAGCUUAUUACCAAACCAAUGUCCAAAGCUCAGCAUUGGAGAAUAAUAGUCUGUUUGCUACCAAACCUGGAAGAGGCGCUUUAGUUUUUGUUGAGGCCUAAAGAAUGUCAAAAUUUUAAAGAAACUGUGUAGGGCAUUUAGAACUGGCAGGACUUCCUGUGCCACCACAAAUUAGUCCUUUUCCUGUUUUUUUUUCUUUUUUAUUACAAUGAGCAGUUGCUAUAAUCAAAAUUUAUUUCUGAAGAAGCAAUUAACACUCUUAGAUUAUAAAGUCUAUUUUUUCCAUCCUAAAAGUAUCUUUCAGUGUAAACAUUAAUUUAUAGAAACCUAUUGACAUGAAAGACUGAAAUGCUGAAACUGAUGAUACUUUGUUACAGUGGAUCUUUUAUUUUUUUCUUUUUACUGUUAUAAAAGUAAGAGCAGGUGGAAAAAUGAGCUAUUUCAUUGCUGGAACCUCGCAGUGUUUGCAGAGCUGUUCAGUGCUUAUUCACUUCUGCUGGUGGAUGUUUUUUGGUUUUAAGUCCUGUAAGAAUAAAAGAUCAAACUGAAGUAUUCAAAAAACUGGAAGGACCUUGCUAAACAUUGCAAGUUUUAUAAUAGUCUCAAAGAGGAUUAUUAUUGUUAUAAUUAAUGAUAGUAUUGGAGGAGUACCUGCUGGCCCCAGUAUAGCAUUAGGAACAUAUGUUAAGUGGGAAACCCAUCUGAACUUACUGUCCAAACAGUCCCUGAUUCUUUUUCAGAAUUUGAGACAACUUUCAAUUUUUCCCAAGUCAGACAGAAGCUGACAGAAUUACUGGUUUUCUUGGGCAGAGUAAGUGGCAUCACAGUUACGGUUAAAAAAUGGAGAGGUCAUUCCAUUUGCAAACUAUUCUCUUCACCCUAUAGCUGUUCUCAGGAAUUUUCAACAAAAGUUUCAACAAAAUCAAUGCUGUUUGUGAACUGAGCAUGACAGUAUAUUCCCUUUACUAAAUGAAUGAACAAAUGGUGAAUCAGUGCCGAAGGUAGCUCCUGGCACUCUCAAGGUUAUAAUUGCAGUGCAUUGGAAAUAGAACACCUACAACUCAGAGCUCAUCUAUCUCCUUAGUAGGAAAAAUGAGUAUGAUUGCUCAAAGAGAUGGCUGUAGGUUAAGAUACACCAAGGAGGUCUUAAACCUGCUUCCAAGUGGAAAAUUAGCUUCCUGGGCCUUAUCUUUCACAGCCCAAAAUACUCUACCGCUUUGCUAUGUGCAAGAAGAACUCAGCAGAAGUUUUGCUAAUGUCGUAACCCUUGCAGCCAUAAAGACAUAGCGAGAUUUGUCCCUGUGCACAUUUCUGUGAUGCUAAGCACAUGUGAAUGUCCAGAAGUCUGCAUGAAAUUAGAGAUUUCUCAGAAGAGAUCCUCUGUACAUUAAUGCUAAUUCAGGCCAAAAAUGAAUUCUUAGAGGCUACUAAUUCUGUGAGAGGACUCUGCCAAAUUUGAACACAGCAGAUGAAUGACAGCCAACACAGAGUGCCACAUCUUUUCAGGAGCCUCAGAGGGGACAUAUAAUGCCAAUACUAUCAUCAGGAAGGAUUUGUGUUUUCUGACAACCAGGAAGAGUGGAACAGGAAUGCUAUAGAUCAAGAAUAUCAACUGACAGUACUCAGGAAAAGAAAGUUAAAGGGCAGGCUCUGGGCAUGAUGGGGAGGAACAGAAAGACCAGAUUUGGAAGGAGAGUUAGAAGUAUUCAUUUGAGAAGGGGAAUAAAGGUGAUAGUUAAGAACAAGAGGUAGAAUUAUGGAAUGGUCUAAUCUUAAAACAGGCUUGCAAUAUUACUAUCCAAGGGAAUUUAAUGUCUUGUAACCCCCAUUUGUAAUGUGCAGCAGAUGUGCUGUAUGUUCAACCAAACCUGUAAAUACAGGACUCCAAAAAUCAAAUAACAAUAGGCAAAGAUCUUCAAGAAUCUUCAAGGCAGCUUUAGAGAUCUUAAAGAAAAUAAUACCAUGGCUUUGUUACAACCUGUCUUGUUAAAUAUAAGGACACUAGUAAUCCUCAUAUUAAUUCAUUUUCUGUCAUAAAAGCAGAUUACAACACUGUACAUACCAAUUCUUUCAUUACUGUAGCUGUGUUGAACUUUAGUUCAGCUGGAUUCCUGGAAGCUCUAAUCUGUCUAAGAACAGAAUAAAGGUAUUUUAGCUCUUUUUUUUUUUUGUUUUCAAGUUGAGCAUGACACAUGUAGUCACAAAAUCUUCCCCCAAAUCAUGCAGUCCAGUUUUCCAUCUGCAGUACAUUUCAGAAUUUUUCUGUCAGUGAAUCUUGUAAGUGAUAUUUUCAUAAAUGAAGAAAUCAGAACACUGGCAUAUUACAAAAGAAUAACAACAAACCUUUUAAACUUCUGAUUAAUUUCUUUCCUUUCCUUCUUUAUUGCUUCAAUGCCUUUUUCAUACUUUUGCUGUAAUCUGCAGAAUAAAAAUUGGGACAUAACUUUCAGUGAAAGAUGUAGGAUAUUCAAACUAUGUACAUAAAAAUGGCACUCAGACAUUUUUAUUUACAUUUUACUAACAAAAUAAAAUGUUUCUUUUUAAAUUAAAAAUAUGAAUGAAA